Molecule: messenger RNA, 633 nt
Organism: Juglans regia (Persian walnut)
Lineage: Eukaryota; Viridiplantae; Streptophyta; Magnoliopsida; Fagales; Juglandaceae
Product: protein FAR1-RELATED SEQUENCE 5-like
Exons: 2
Coding region: 1-633 (210 amino acids)
Source: RefSeq, a predicted model, not a curated record
AUGACUUUGAAUGACUCUAGUGUAUCAACAAGAAAGAUUAUGUUAGUGUUGAGUAAAGAAUUAGGGGGUGACUUCAAUGUUGGCUGUAUUGGCAAGGAUGUUGAAAAUUAUUUGGGAAACAAAAGGAGAAAAGUAUUUGAAGAGGGGAAUGCACAAAUGUUAUAUUCUUACUUUCUUGAGCGACAACUCACAAAAUCUGGGUUUGUGUACUCCAUGCAAGUUGAUAAGGAUGGAUGUAUGGGAAGUUGUUUUUGGGCUGAUGCGCGGUCAAGAGCUGCAUACCAGUAUUUUGGAGAUGUUACAUUUGAUGCCACGUACCUGACCAAUAUUUAUAAGAUGCUAUUUGUGCCAUUUUCUGGAGUUAACCAUCAUCAUCAGACCAUAAUGUUUGGUUGUGCCUUGUUAGUUAAUGAAACAGCAGAAUCAUAUACAUGGUUAUUGAGAACAUGGCAAGAGGCAAUGCUUGGUAAAGCCCCUUCAACUAUAACUACCAAUGAUGACAAGGCUAUGACGAAGGCCAUUGUAGAGAAUAUGCAAUUUAAGCUUUUUAGAAUCAAUGCUUCUCAUUGUUUCUUGUUGUUGGAGUCUACUCCGGUUGAGAAGAUGUUUCCUACAACUAGUAAGCUUGUUUGA